Molecule: messenger RNA, 853 nt
Organism: Penaeus monodon (black tiger shrimp)
Lineage: Eukaryota; Metazoa; Arthropoda; Malacostraca; Decapoda; Penaeidae
Product: pupal cuticle protein 36-like
Exons: 2
Coding region: 3-797 (264 amino acids)
Source: RefSeq, a predicted model, not a curated record
CUAUGAAAUUCAUCGGAAUACUUCUAAUUCUGGCAGUUACUGCAUCAGCAGCACCCCAAGGAUACAACUUGGGAGCACCCUCUAGUUCAGGGCUUGCUUCCGGUCCUGGGUCUACUGCUGGCGGCACAACAACCGAUGGAGACUUCGUCAUUGGAGGCGCAGCUACUGGAUGCCAGGAAGGAGAGGUCCUUCACGUAGAUGGGACAUGUGCUACCCCUGAAAUUACAAGAAAGAUUUACGUAUUUGAUGUUCCUGAACAGGAGAGACCCGUUGGUCCCCCACCUAGCAUUCCUCCUCCAGCAGUGGACCACAAUAUUUUGUUCGUGCGCCUUCCCGAGGAAGCACCUGCACCUGACCCUAUCGUACUUCCUCCACCAAGGCAAAACAACAUCGUGUACGUACUCAACAAGCAAGAAGAACAAGCUCAACGAGUGAUCGAAGUACCAGCUCAGCCACAAGCUGAUCCCGAGAUUUAUUUCGUUAAUUACCAAGAUGGCGAGAAUCCAACCCUUCCCUUGGGAGUAGACCUUGAAACUGCUCUCGGCGCCGCUGCCACAGCCGGUGGUCAGGUUCUAGGAGGCGUCGAUGGAGCUGGUGAAGAAGCUGGAGUUGGUGGAGCAGCUGGAUUUGGAGGUGUAGUUGGAUUAGGUGGCACAGGCGGAGUUGUUGGAGGACAUGGGGGAGUAAAUGGAUUUGGUGUUAAUGGAGCCACUUCUGGCUUAGGGGUUAAUGGUGGUUCGGGAGGGUUCCAAGGCAGUUCAGUAAGUCGACCAUCAGGUUUAUACUCCUCACCUUAAAACAAACUUUGAAUUUUUAAUUAUUAUUUAACCUAAGAAUUAUUGUCUUUUUGUUU